This is a messenger RNA of Echinops telfairi (small Madagascar hedgehog), 2452 nucleotides long. It is a transcript of the gene RASSF5, whose product is annotated as Ras association domain family member 5. The record is from RefSeq and is a predicted model, not a curated record. The coding region runs from base 1 to 588 and encodes 195 amino acids. Gene Ontology annotation, cellular component: nucleus. Gene Ontology annotation, biological process: signal transduction. NCBI's taxonomy places the organism in Eukaryota, Metazoa, Chordata, Mammalia, Afrosoricida, Tenrecidae. The transcript is spliced from 3 exons.
AUGGACCCCUUCCCCUGGCAGAGCGAAGACGGCACCUACACGGGUUUCAUCAAAGUGCACUUGAAGCUGCGGCGGCCGGUGACAGUGCCGGCCGGGAUCCGGCCCCAGUCCAUCUACGACGCCAUCAAGGAGGUGAACUUGGCAGCCACCACGGACAAGCGGACGUCCUUCUACCUGCCGCUCGAUGCCAUCAAGCAGCUGCAUAUCAGCAGCACCACCACGGUCAGCGAGGUCAUCCAGGGGCUGCUCAAGAAGUUCAUGGUCGUGGACAAUCCCCAGAAGUUUGCACUUUUUAAGCGGAUACACAAGGAUGGGCAAGUGCUCUUCCAGAAACUCUCCGUGGCCGACUGCCCCCUCCACCUGCGCUUGCUCGCCGGCCCUGACACGGAGGUCCUCAGUUUUGUGCUGAAAGAGAACGAAACAGGGGAGGUGGAGUGGGACGCGUUCUCCAUCCCGGAGCUCCAGAACUUCCUCACGAUACUGGAGAAAGAGGAGCAGGACAAACUCCAGCAAGUGCAGAAGAAAUACAACAAGUUUAGGCAGAAACUGGAGGAGGCCUUAAGGGAAUCCCAGGGCAAACCUGGGUAACCGGUCCUGCACCCUCUCCUCCUGACGCCCUCCGAUUUAUUUUUAUUAUUAUUAUUUUGCCACGGACACUUUUCUCAGGACGCCUCUGGCGGGCGCGUUGUGUGCUCGCCCCGCAGCAGCUCCAGACGUGGCACAAUCUCCCUGGGGGACAGCUGUCUGUGUGUGGGGGUGUCACCCCCUUCCCCAGGGAUUCGAACUCCUGUUAAAAGAUCCGCCUUCGCCACUGUCCUCUCUCAAUCUGCAAGCCUUUCACCAACCAAACAGCUGCCUCUCUUGUCACCUAACUGGAGCCUGUCACCCUAGCUGGCACAGGACGGACGGAGGUUUUAGGGCUCCCUGUCUGGGCUCAGGCUUUCAUUCUCUCUCGUGCGUCUUACUCACUGCCCCCCGUUAUUUCUGGGUCAAGAGCUGGAGCCUGCUCCAUUCGCGGGUCUCAGCUUAGCCCUGAAAGCAGGUCAUGCUCGUGAAAGGAUGGCUCCUCUCUGGCCGGAUGCUCAGGGGAAGGCGCCCCAAAGCUGAGGGUGGCACAGAGAUGCCACAGCCAAGAGCCUGUGCCCUGUAAAUCCAAAGGCUUACGUCCGUGUAGGUACCGUACCUGUUCACGCCUGUCAACAACCUGCUCGUUCUUAAGUUUGAAUUCACUGUUGCCAUCAUCUUGUGUUUUCCACCAAGGGGAACUGUUUACCAAGUUCAAAGUCUCCUGCUGAGUAAGGAAAUCAGGCAGUUGGAGGAAGCCAAAACCACAGUCAGCGUCCCCCCAGUGACAGCGGGGCCUCUGGGUGCUUUUGGGCUGCCCCAGGAGCUGCCUAGAUGAAAGAGGCCACCCUCCGGCUUGCCCAUGUGUAGUCCUUUCUGUUCCCAAGCUCCCGGCCGGCCGCGCCAUCGGCCCAGACUCCCCUUUGACCUCAGUGCCUUUUUUGUUUUCGGAGACAGAGCAGGGUGUUUGAUGGAAGCUCAGAUGCUGGCCUGCUCCGGCCGGGCUGUGGACAGACAGCCAGCUUCCAUAUGUGGGAGACAGGCCAGGAGGGCCCUCCCCGAGGAGUAGGUGCCAGACCUUGCGGACAGGGUGCCUCGGAUUGCUGGCUGCGCUCACGCCUGGCUCCCGGGUGUCAGCUCAGGCUUAAAACAGCAAUGAACCACAUUCUUCAAGGAAGUCGCCAAGACUGCAGAGACUCCUGAGCAGAGAGCGGGCUUGCGGUUUUCCAGGUCACCCUGAGAGACCAUGACUUUGCUGUCCUCUGACUUCUCAAGCCCCAGCCUCCGUGGGGACCCUUCCCUCAGAACGGUCCCCGCCCGAGGCCCUCUUCAUGGAAGGACCGCUGACCCCCGUCUUCGGAGCUGCCAAAGCAAGACAGGCCAGCAGCUCGGAAACCUCUUCAGGCCACAGAAACCCCGCUUCUCUGCCAGCGCCAUCAGCUCGGCCUUAGGGAGAGUCCUUCCUCCCCGCCUCAUCCUGCAUGUCCCCAGGCCUGGCUCCUGCUGCCCGUGCUGUGAAUGCUGCUGAGGACCCCCUCCAACGGGGCGGCCGCUGUAUUUUUCAGAAGGAAAAAGUCAAGUAUGUGUGUGGAGCGAGAAAUAUAUCCACGUGUCGAGUUAUAUAGUUAUAUAUAAAGAUAUUAGGGUGUGUGAUGAAGUAAGAGAGUUGAGGGGCCCGAGUCUGCCUAAGGCACAGGUGGACCCCGGACCUCUGCUUACGGUGCGAAGGAGCCCCCUCCCCUCCCAGAGGCAGGCUGCGCCGCUGCUGGUAGUGCCUUCCAAGGUUGUGUGGCACGGCGGGCCAUUUGGUUUGAGGAUACCUUCUUUUUAAGUGUCUUUCUUAUAUGGGUUUAAAAGAAACAACGUAUUAAAAGCUUGUUGAAAAAAU